AUAAAAAUCAUAUGUUACUGACAGCGCUGACAGCAUUUUGAAUGGUCAAUGCUGUGAGUUUAAAGUUCUAAUUUUGCAUUUUCUCAAUAAAGUAGAAAAUUGGAGCUGGAUUUGGGAAAAACAGAGUAGUCAGGAAACAGAAAAUGUCGGAAAAUUCAGUUUUUUCUGGGAAAAAUUAAAGGAAAUUGUCUGUUAGAUUGAAUUUCUGUGAAAAUCGCCUGAAAAUUGGGUGUGGACAUUGGCAGAAUUGUCCAAGACUGUUCCGCAGAUGGGAGUGAAGAUUUGUUAAAGGGGUUUAUUUGGACGGCGUAAAAAUGUCUGCUGAAAGUGUAAUUGCUUGAAUUAAACGCAGUUUUGUACAUAUUUGAUGGGCAAUUUAGGCUGUAGAAUCAAUGGAAAUUCACCAGUAGUAUACAGUGCAUCACGUACCAGUGGGAGUGAGUCUGAUAACUGCAUCAAUUACACCAAAAGAUCAACUUCUCUCACUCAGAACGGACUCUACAGGUUUUGCUCUUCCCCUUCAUUGGCGUUCCGCAAUCGCCUCAGUUCCAGAUCUUGCAAUAACAUCUUGUCCACAUUUCCAAGAAGUGACUCGUCCAAGUCACACAAUCAAGACUUGAUUCUGUCCAAGAGUUCCUGGCCAGUGGCUCAGCGGGAACAUCUCUUUCUGCCCCACUUCAAGAUCCACCGUGGUCCAGAGGAUCAGAAGUACAUAACAUCGCGCUACUUGGCAUCCGGGGGCUACGGCAAGGUUUACAGUGUCGUGGAGAAGGAUACGUGCAAGGAGUACGCCCUCAAAGUCCUCAGCAAAUCCCAAAUCAUCAAGGACAAUGAACUGAAGCAGCUGCGGGACGAAGUGGACAUCCAAUCGCGCUGUGGACAUCAUCCUUUCAUCGUUGAAUGCCUGUCCUACUGGCAGAAUCGCAAGAACAUCUACAUUUUGUGUGAAUUUGUUCCUCGUGGUGAAUUGUUUGAUGCUGUAACAACAUUCUGCUACAAUUUGGUGCAGAUCUAUGUUGCAGAAAUUGGUUUAGCAUUAGAUUUUUUACACAAUGCUGGAGUCAUCUAUCGUGACCUCAAGCCUGACAAUAUUCUAGUUGAUGCUGACUAUCACAUUAAACUGACGGACUUUGGAUUGAGUGCGUGGCUGAAGAUUGGUGACAGGACACGCACAAUGUGUGGAACGGCAAAGUACAUGGCACCAGAAAUUCUCUGCGCACAACCCUAUGGUCAUUCUGUGGAUUGGUGGUCCCUCGGAGUUGUUGCCUGUCUCAUGCUGACUGAUAAGUAUCCAAUCGUGGAAAGGGGAAAUGCGCCAUUGGUGGCGGGAAAUGGAGUGUGCCAUAUGCAAGUUUGUUGUCCCAAGAAGUCCCCGGAGGAAUUUGCAGCCGAAGAGGAGCAAUUGAGUGUGAAUUUUCCGAAGGAAAUUGUUAAUAUUCCACCGCAAGCGAAGGAUCUCUUGGAGCGACUACUUACAGUGAAUUCUCAAAAGAGGAUAAAGUCAGUUUUGGGUCUGGAGCGAAUUGCCAUGUUUAUGAAUUUUUCUUUUGACGAUUGCAAGCAGAGGAAAAUGAAGCCAAGCAGUUUUAUCUACAAACACCGUGAGUCAUUCCAUUGAAAGAAAUCCAAAUAAGCUUCCCACGUCGUAUUAUAUUAGUUUGUUGUUAAUCAAUUAGUGUGAAUUAAUUGAGAAUGUAAAUUUCUUGUUAUAUUUUAUUCACUGUCGCGCCAUAAACUUCUUUCAUUCAUUAAAAAUGAAACUGUUGUGAA
Molecule: messenger RNA, 1770 nt
Organism: Phlebotomus papatasi
Lineage: Eukaryota; Metazoa; Arthropoda; Insecta; Diptera; Psychodidae
Gene: S6KL
Product: serine/threonine-protein kinase S6KL
Exons: 7
Coding region: 368-1618 (416 amino acids)
Biological process (GO): protein phosphorylation
Molecular function (GO): ATP binding; protein serine/threonine kinase activity
Source: RefSeq, a predicted model, not a curated record